Messenger RNA from Myzus persicae (green peach aphid), 7216 nucleotides. RefSeq lists its product as uncharacterized. Bases 4672 to 5280 code for a protein of 202 amino acids. Lineage: Eukaryota; Metazoa; Arthropoda; Insecta; Hemiptera; Aphididae. The transcript has a single exon. The record is from RefSeq and is a predicted model, not a curated record.
CCUACCUACUUAUUCUUUUUUAUAAUCGAAUCAACUAUAUAGCAUACGUAAAUUACACUCCCAAUUUGCUGAUAGCUAAAAAUAAGUUAUAGAGUUAUUACAUUUAUUGUAAUUAUACUUAUUUAGGCGAGUAUUAUAGGUACUUACGACUUACGCAUACGUAUAAACUAUUCAUCUCGAGUGUAAUAGUAAUAUUAUUUAUACAAACCGUCAGAACACCCAAUGAACCCCUAACUGGUCUUUUAAAUAAAGCAAUACUACUUUUUCUAAAAAUACAUUUUUUUAAAUUGUUUUAGUUUUCAUAUUGUCAAAAACUUUAUUUUUAAUAUAAACGUAUUCGAUCAAGAUCGAUGUCUUGAUCUAAGUUUAUGGCACUUAAGAUUUUGUUUUUAUUCAGUUUGAAUAUUUUCAAUGUAUUCUAAAUGAAACAAAAUACGUUCAAUGACGAGAAGUACAUUUAAUAUAUUAUACUGGUUUUUAUACUAGCCCGUCCACUUAUAAGCAUACGUCAUAGUAUCAACAACAACUCGUUUGGCGACUACCUCUGAUUUUUAAAUAAAAAGGAAAUAAAUAACAAUUUUUUUAAUUACGAGUUAUCCUCUGGGCUCACAAUCUGCAGUCAUUUUGCGCAGUAUUUUUUUUUUGCUACUCACAACGAUACGUAUAAUUAAGACUGACCUUCACUCUAUUUGCCCGUGAAUAUCUUUCAAGCUUGGCGAAUACCUCUGGUUUUUAACUAUAUGAAAAAACAAAAUUAAAUUUUGAGUUUAAAAGAAUUUGUGGGGCCAAAUAAGGUGAAACCCUCUGCUGGGGGCAGAAAUAACCUCCACUACAAUAAUGAAGGUAAAUACUGCCAUGUGUUUAUUAAUGGCUUGUGGAAUUUAUAUACUGUAAAUCAACAAAGUAUUUUUUUCGUAAAUUAGGUACAAUAACCAAAACAUAAUUUAAUAGUUUAAAUCAACACAUCAUUUUUACGAUGUAUAAGAAUAUCAAUGCAAUAUUCCUGUAACCGUGUGAUAAUGUAAUAAUGUGAUGAUAAAUAAUAUUAUAUGGUUCGUGAAAAACUCAAAAUUCAUCGACUGACUACUGUCGCAUAUUAAUAUUCCGCCCCUCUUUAAUACACGGACACACCUAGUAUUACAUGGAAAAAUCCAAGAAGCCAGUUUUUAUAAAAUCAAGCCAAUUACAUCAGUUCUACUACAGUUGAUGAGGAUGAGUAGGGUUGAGAUAUAAAUACGAGGAGAUAGAACAUUUUUAUUUUAGUAUUGUUUGAGACUUGUGGUAUUAAAGAUUUCAGCAUAACAUUUUACUAAUAUUUUUAAAUUAAAAUUUUUUUCUGCUAUUGACAAUAUCCAAAACCAACACUUCCGAUGACAAAUAUCGAUUGUAAGUAUUUUUAUAAAUAAUAACUAUAUCGAAAUGUUGUAAUUGGAAAAAUCUGCAAUCCAGAACUAGGUUAUAAUUGAAAAUAACUUGAAAGCUAAAAAGUAACAAGUAAUAUCGUAUUGUAUCAUUAGUUUAUUAUAUUUUAUAGUUAAUUAUGGCUAAAACCAUAUUGGUAUAAUAAAAAUUUUAAAAAUAAAUCGUAUCUUACACAUCCAUUAUAAAAUAUUCACAUAUCCUUGGCUUAAAACCUAAGUCAUACAUAUUUUCUAAUUUGAAAUAAAUUAUUUCAUAGUAUAUAGUAUCAAAUUGUUAGUUAAUUUUAAAUACUACACGAUGAGUUGUAUACAAAAAUUAGUUUCGGUUUUUAUUAUAGCAAAUUUCAUGGUAUACGGUGUAUUAUCGAUAGGCUGUGAAUUAAUUUCAAAUUUUUUAAUAGAUAAUAAAAUGUAUAUGAUGAAUGCAACAGAAUCCGUUAUAUUUAUCCCAUCGUCUAAUUUAGAACCUUAUUUAGAAACCUGGGCGAAUGUAAAAGAUGACAAUGUGUACUAUAAUUUGAUUACGUAUAAUGACGAAUACAAACUGUCUCUCUCUAACACUGAUUUGGAUAUAAGUGAUAAAAAGUUGACGAAUGCAAUUUACAAAAGUUUCGUUGACAACCAACUAUCACAAGAAAUCAUAACAGUUUUUCCAAACAGAUAUAUUAUUUUGACUGAAAAUGGCACAAGAGUAUUUUCGUUUAAAUAUAUCAAUAAUAUAAAUGUUGUAUCUAAAAAUUGUGAUAAGUUUCAACUUCAAUACAUAUCGACAAGAAUAGAAGGAUUGAUUUGCAAAAUCAAAUAUAUGGCUGGCGUAAGGUAUAAGGUUAAUUGUGGCAAAAUCGGAUUAGAAUUUAUGCCUAUCAACGAAAUAGGUGAACUUGAAGCCGAAAUACAAUGUAUAACCUAAACAUUUUCCUUACACUCAUUAUUUUAAUGAAACCAAACUAAAUAAUAUUAUAAUAUCGUGAUUUGUUCAAUGAAGUAAUUUUUAAUUGUAUUAUUCAAAACGAAUAAUUAUUUAUGACAUUCAUAAAUCACGUUACAAAUACCAACUGAAUUUCAAAAAUGUAAUAUUAUGAUGUAUCAAUGAAAUAGACAAAUAUUUGUAAGAAAUAUUAAUAUAAAUGAACCUAUAGUCUUAUAUGAAUGAAUGCUCGUAUAAUAUUAAAGAUGUUUAAAGUACAAGUUUAGUGUGCUAAGCGCAAUCGUUAUAAAAAAUGAUUAAUUUUAGACUUUAGCUCAAUAUUUUGCACAAUUUAAAUUCCAUUAUAUCUAAUAUAUAUUCAAACUUGUUCAAUAAUGUUUGCUGAAAGUUUUUCCACACCCUUGAAGAAAAACACUGUACAAACUAAAAUAUCGGAAACGACUUUCGGUAAUUUAAGAUGGACGCAUAAACGUUUUGAACACAAACUGUAUAUUCAAACAUUUUUAAAAAAAAAUUAUGUAAAAAUACGUACCUAUGUAUUUUUAGAAAACAGAUAAAAUCACACCUUGGAAGUUCCUAUUGUAUAAAAUACUAUUUAGAGGUGUAAUGAGUGCCGAAUAAAAACUUUAACUCACAUAAAAUACAAUAUGAAGUCUGUAUUGCACGAUAAACGAUUAUUCACUUAUUUUAAUUUCAUUUAUUUUUUCAAUCCUUAUCGUUCAGCAUUUAUGGUCACCAUACCUUGUUGAUUUUUGUAUGCCCUGAUAUAAUAUAGGUGAUACUCAUGAGUUAUGACUGAUUCUGACGAAUAAUUUAAACCAAAAUGUAUUGUUAGGAAAAUCCAAUUGAGACAACCGGUUUAUUGUCAAAAUAAAAAUAUUAUUAAAAUCUUGAAGUUCUGCAUCACAGCAUCAAGAUCAAGUUAAUUAAAACAUGACACGAUUGGAUAGGGUUCGUAUACAAAAACGAAUUUACAAUAUAUAUAACUAUUAGUGUUCGUAUUUUAAAGGUUUAUAUACACCGUUAUAUUAACGUCAAGCAAAAAUUCAAACUAUCCACGGUUUUUUACAAUAUCCCAUACCUACUGAAACUUUCCAACACAAAUUUGUUGUUAGUAUCUAUUAUUUAUAAUAUAUUAUGCUGUACCUCUAUAUCUGAGUGUUUGAAAUUUUCUGAUGAAAAAAAUAUUGAUAUGAUAAAAAAAAGAUUUUAUAGUACAGUAAAAUCCAAUAGCUCCUCUCAGAUUCUAAAACACAGAGUAUACUUUCAUGCCACGAUUACACAAAUAACAAUUAAAACUAACGUCCAUACAAUAUAACAAUACAAAAAGUACAUAACAAUUAACAUAAUAAUGUUUUAAACCCAAAAUAAUCAUAAUUCAUAAGUAAAGUAUAAUGUAUUUUAUCACAUGUAAAUUUGUUGCAGAAUGUACCUUAUAAUAUCGCAAUUCAGCUGGAACUCAAUUGUACACUUUUAAUGAUUUUUACCUACAUUUUGAUAUAAUAACAACGAUCUAUAGGUAAUCUAAAUAUUAUCAUAGUACCAAGGUAUAUUUAUUAAAAUAUUGUUUUCAUCACUUUUGAAUUUUUGAUACAAUUUUUUGUUUUUAAAUCACUUUAAAAAAAUGGCAUAUAAUAAUACGUAUUAGGAGUUAGCACACGUAGUAAUAGCAUUCAAAUACCAAUAAAAAAUACCUUAAGCAACCAGUUUAUUUAAAUAAUCAUUACCAUUACCUACUCAAGUUAUGAAUAUUUUAUCCCCGGCACAUCCUACAAUUUUAUAGAAAAACCCGAGAAGCCUGUUUUGAUUAGAUCGAGCCAAUUACAACCAGACACAUUCUCUGAUACUGAGUAGGAUUGGAUAUAAAUACGAGUAGAGUAGGUACAUUUUAUUUUUAGUGUUCUUAAAGACUUUGAAAAGGUGACAUAAGAGCUCGCCAAAAUUUUUACUCUUAUUAACAAAUUUAAAUUUUGAUUCUUUUUCGACACUAUCCAAAACCGAAACUCUUCUUCUGAGGACAAAAAAGUCGUUUGUAAGUAUUUUUAAUAAAAGCUUAUCGAAUUCUCUGUCAGAACUAAUAAGUAAAAAUAUAAUAUUAUUGUAUUAUUUGUUAAUCUGUAGUUUAUACACCUAAAACGGCUAAACCCUAUUAAUAUUAAACAAAUUUUAAAAUUAAUCACAUCAUUACCAAAUUAUAAUAUUGUAUACUUGGUUUAAUAAUUCAGUUGUACAUAGUUUCUAUAAUUUGAGGUACAAUUGUUAUUACAAUAAAUGAUAAAUUAAUCUCAAUUUGCAAGACAUUAUUUAAAAUACUAAUUAAUAAUGAGUUCUAUGAAUGAAUUAGUUUUGGUUUUUAUUUCAAUUAAUUUUAUUUUCACCACUGUAUCUUCAAAAGAUUGUGAUGCAAUUUCCAAUUUUUUUAUAAAAAACAAUUUAAUGUUUCUGAAUUCAACGGAAUCCGUUGUAUUUCUUCCGACAGAUUUUGAAUACCAAGUAGAAGAGUGGAAAGAUUUUGAUGGUGACCAUAAUGAAUACCAUAAUUCGAUUACGUAUAAUGACGAACUCAUGAAUUCACUCUCGGGAACUGACUUGAGUAUAAGUGAUGAAGAGUUAACUGGUGCCGCAUACAGCAGUCUCGUUAAUAACGAAAAGUUACAUGAUUUAGUUAGCGUUUUUUCGAACAGAUAUAUAGUUAGAACUGGAAGCUCCACUAGAGUAUUUACAAUUGACUAUGCCCAAUUUUAUUAUCUUGAAAAAACAAAAUGUGAUAAAUUUCAAGUGCAAUAUACGAAGUCAGUAAUAAAAGGAUUAAUUUGCAAAAUUACUUAUGUCACUGGUUUGAGGUAUACCGUAAAAUGUGGCAGUGUCGUUUUAGAAUUAUUGCCACUUGACAAAAAUGGAGAACUUGAAUAUGAAAUAAGAUGCACCUAAAACCUACAUUUAUAUAAGCUCAUAUUUUCCACAAACCAAAACUUAUAAUAGCAUAUUUUUAUUUUAUUUGUGAGACCAUUUUUAUUUAUUCAAUAAGUUCAAUAAAAAACAAAAAAAAAAAACAAAUUGUAUUUUAAAAAGCGUUAUUAAAUUAAAUUUAUUUAUUGGAUUAAUAUAUUUUCAUUUAAUUCCAUUAUGCCUACUAAAUAUUAACAAUUUUUUGUAUAUUAUUGUUAUUCAAGACUUACAUUAUCUAUCGAUACACAAACGAUAAAUAUUCAUUUAAAUUAUAAAAACACACACACAUUAUAAUGUUCUAAUAUAAACAGUGAAACCUCUAAAUACCCGAUACUCUCAGGCCUCAGCUACUGAAAUUUUUUCCCUAUUCAGAGUGUUCAGUUGGUAGAAAGUUUGUAGUUUUUUCCCCAACAAAAAGUUUUUUGUUAUUUGGAGGUGUCCGCUAUUUAGAGGUUCCGUUAAAGGAGGACUCACUGUAUUAUAUUUAUAUUGUGUGUCCUACCGGACCGAAUACACGAUCUGUUUUUAUUUUCUGUUUUACUCUAAAAGUCCUGUGCGUUUAGGUAUAUAUUUUUAGGUCAUAUUUUGUUGAAAACUGAAGGACCCCUUAAGGUGUUGAGGCACAAUAUCAAAUAAUCAAAAUGCCUUUAUAGACGCUCAAUAGGAGUCGUAAAAAACACAGAGUAUUCUUCACGCCAUGAUUAUAAUAAUAAUAGAAUAUUAACAACUAAAACAAAUUAAUAAUAAAUAUUUGUAGCUAUAGAAAGUUAAAAUUAAAACACCACUUAUAUUAGAAUUUAAACCUCCUAAAAUUUAAGAUGACUUGUGCUUAUAUGAUUAUAUUUUCGGAAUCGGUGAUAUCUUAUGUCAUUAAUGUUUAAUAAUCUUUUGAUGUGUUAAAUUUAAAACAAAUACUGGUUAUCAUCAAAUUGAUUGUAUUAAAGCCUAUAAAUAUGUAAUAAAAUAACACUAACUAAAUUUAAAUUUAAAUUGAUGUUUUAAACUAGAAAUUUUUGAUAAAUAAUAUUAAAUGCAUUGGUUUUUGUUAUCAUGUUAUUAAGUAUAGGCACGUUUUAUAUUGUACACAUUAUUCAUUAUCAUUAUACCAAAAAAAAAAAAAAUGUUCAAUAAAAAAAUAAAUAUGUAACUAUAUAGGCAACAUGUUAAAUGUAUAUUUGAUUGAACUAUCAUUAUUGUACGACUAGAGAAAACUUCACAAACUUCAACUCCAGGGUCAUCUCAAGUUCCACACUAUUUAUUCCAAGCACUUGGGACCUAAUAGAGCGUGAGCAAUGAUUAUAUUUAAAGCUAUAACUGACAUGUUUAUUAGAUGAAUAUUUGUUUCAAAUAUUAUCAACACGGAAAUCGCAUAUGUAUGAAUUAUUUAUUCUAUGAGGUACAAACACCCGCAUAAAACUAAACAACAUUUAAAUCGUAAAAUGCAUUUUAUGAAGGAAUAAAUUAAUAAACGCGUCAUAAUACGAUGGUAUUACGUAUUACUACCUACCAGCAAAACAAUUAUGUACAGCGACGAAUAAAUAGCAAUUAUGAAGAAAUACCAUUCAAAUUAACAGAACUGAUUUACCAAUUUUCUAUUACAUUAUGAUAUGAAUGAAAUAAAAUUCACAAAUAAACUGUCAGUAUAUUGAAAAUUAAAAUAUAGCUUAUACGAUAUAAGUUAUAUCACACAAUCUAUUUUGACCCACAGUGUGAACACAUAAAUUCCAGGCCAUCAAAACUUCGAACAAAACCACGCUGUUCACAUACUCUUCGUCUCUUCAUACUAAAUAUUUUUUAUAUUUUUUUUAUAUAAUAAUAUAUAUAUAUUUAAUAUUAGUAUAAAUUUAGCAUAGGUUAUAACUGAAGUGUAUUAUUGCCAUUAAAAUAUCUAAUAAAUGUUUUUGUCAUCCAUGUAAAA